CGCGGGCUCGGUGUUGUUGCAGGUUCAGAGCGCGGUGACUUUCUUCUCGACCUCAGAGAGAAACAGAGAGCGGGAGAGACGGACACGGACAGAGGUUUAUGGUUUACAGCUGUGUCCAGUUUGUUCUUGAGGGACGACAAGAGCUGCUCAACCCAGGUGGACCCAGGUGAGACCCUGAAGAAGAAGAAUCCCUGCGUUGCUGGAGGAAUUUCUCCGAGAAGGAAGAAGGAAGGAAGGAAAGCAGGGAGCCGGACAGACUGAGCAGGGCCGCUGGGUGCUGAACUGAAUCCUCCAGCUUCAGGAGCUCCAGCGCUGAGAGAUGGGGGACUACUACCAGAUUCUGGGUGUUCGGCAGGACGCGUCUCCGGACGACAUAAAGAAAGCGUACAGAAAACAGGCCUUAAAAUGGCAUCCAGAUAAAAACCCAGAAAACAAAGAAGAAGCUGAGAGGAGAUUUAAGGAGAUCUCUGAAGCCUAUGAAGUUCUCUCAGACGAAAACAAGCGUAGCUUAUACAACAGAUACGGUAAAGAAGGCCUAAAUGGAGGCGGAGGCAGAGGACAUUAUGACGACCACUUUGGCGGUGGAUUCACAUUCCGCAAUCCUGAAGACGUCUUUAGGGAAUUCUUUGGAGGCAGAGACCCUUUCGCAGAAUUCUUCGGAGACGACCCGUUUGAUGAUUUCUUUGGCGGAGGCCGUCGGCAGAGGGGCAUGAGGAGUCGCACUACCGACUCGUUCUUCGGCGGGUUUGGAGGGUUCCCCGCAUUUGGCCAUGGGUUCUCAGGCUUUGACUCAGGUUUCACCCCCUUCGGGCCGAUGGGCGGCGGAAGCUUCACCUCCUUCUCCGUGUCCUCGUUCGGAGGAGGAGGAGGAGGAGGAGGAGGUGGAGGAGGUGGAGGAGGAGGAGGAGGAGGAGGAGGAGGAGGAGGGGGCAACUUUCGCUCGGUCUCCACAUCCACCAAAUUCAUCAACGGCAGAAAGAUCACCACCAAACGCAUCGUGGAGAACGGUCAGGAGCGAGUGGAGGUUGAGGAAGAUGGACAGCUUAAGUCCCUCACAGUCAAUGCUUGUCCUGAGCGUGAUGUGUUAGAGGAGGAGCAGAGUCGGUACCGGCCGAGCGCUUUGCCUGGACCUUCCAGUCACAACCGCUACCUCAGAAACGUAGCAGAAGAAGAAACUGGAGACAGAGGCCUGCAGGGCCUGGCUUACUCCAGAGGCCUCUUCGACAACAGAAGAAAGAAGCUGUGGCUGAAGGAGGCGGACUCCAAAAAGAAACGCGCUCCCCGCUUGGCUCCUCGGAUCGGAGCCUGGUUCUGAGGAGCCGUCACGACUCAGCUAAAGUGAAAAUGCACGACUGAGCACCUUUAUGUUUUAGCGAAAUCCAGAAGGGCUGUGGAUUAUAAACCCAUACGCAUAAAUCCAUUAUAUAUCCUAUUCAUAUCACGUGACCUUCUCGCCAAACUUACUGCUGCUGCUGGACAUUUGAAGCCCCCAAGUUUAUCCAGUAUAAAUGCAUUCAUUGUGUUGAAUCCAUACAUUUGUGAAGAAAGUUUACUAUUAAAGCCCCAGUUCAGUACAAGGGAUAGAUAACAAUCCAGAAGCUGUACAUCAUAUUUCAUUGCGGUUAAUCCAGUGAUUCUUGCUGAUGUUCUUGUUAUGCUGUCCUCUACAGCUAUGUUAAUUUGUCCAUCAUCACCCAAAACACGGGACUUUUUUAGUUGUUUAUCAGUAAAGUGGGAAAUGGUCAAUAAGUUUUCCCAUGCCAACUUAACGAGGGCCUGUAUGGUCAUGUGUAGAAUUUCCAUCAAAGCAAAAAUUCCAGUAAAAACGUCAAUUUACCCACUGCAACCGUAGAAAAUUCCAGAACUGUGCUCUGAUUAGUUUUUCAGUUAUGAUUUUUUAAAAAAUGCACCCCUUUAGGUUCUAAAUCACAUCUUGAAUGUUGAGUCUGCUACUUAGAGAAUGACUGAACUGAGCUGAAAUAUUAAAUAAAUACAACACCAUGAGUAAUAUUUCACUAAUUUAUGUUACAGUAUAUUUGUUACAUUUUUAUGUCAGAUUAUGCAAUAUUUCAUUUUUUUAGUUUUCAAGAUUAUUUUGAAAAUUAUAUUCCAUACAGAAAUUAAUAAUUAAUACAUUUGGUAGAAAUAUACAAAUGCUACAUUAAACCCAUAUUUUGCAAGAAAACUUAAAACUGACUAGAAAAUGAAAUAUGACAUAAAAUGUCAGUAAAUAAAUAAAAUAAAAUAAAUUAAUUAAUUAAUCUGUUGUAGGUACUAAUUAACAUGAAAUGGGCAGAUUUACAGUUAAACAUUAUUCUUAGUGGAGUAUUAGUACUCAGCUAAUGUUUUAGCAGUUUAGUCAUUCUGUAAGCAGUAAAAAGUAGGUAUUUAAAAUGCAAUUUGGAAUCAAAUGAUCCACAUUUUAAAAAUGCAUAAC
This is a messenger RNA of Colossoma macropomum (tambaqui), 2437 nucleotides long. RefSeq names its product DnaJ heat shock protein family (Hsp40) member B6b (gene dnajb6b). The transcript is spliced from 10 exons. The coding region runs from base 320 to 1315 and encodes 331 amino acids. The record is from RefSeq and is a predicted model, not a curated record. Gene Ontology annotation, molecular function: Hsp70 protein binding; ATPase activator activity. Gene Ontology annotation, cellular component: cytosol; endoplasmic reticulum membrane. Lineage: Eukaryota; Metazoa; Chordata; Actinopteri; Characiformes; Serrasalmidae. Gene Ontology annotation, biological process: protein refolding; positive regulation of proteasomal ubiquitin-dependent protein catabolic process.